AUGACAACAUUUGGAUUUUCAUCAAGUAAAUGUAAUGGGCGUGGAAUAUGUAUACAGAAUCAUGAAGGAUUUCCAACAAGUUCGAUAUAUCUUUGUGAACCAUGUAGUUAUGGAUAUAUUUGUCAAUUUUCAACAGCUGACUAUACUCUAUCACUAAAUGCUAUCAUUGAUUCACAUGUACGUUUGACAGUCGUGAGUAUUUUUGCAACAAACAAUAGUGAUUCAAAUUAUUGAAGCUUUUAUUAGUGCUGUAGUCAUAAUCGGCACCUUUCUAAGCAUUUUUACAAUUGUUACAUUUUCUCGAAAAAAGACUCAUGACGUUAGUUUCGGUUUCUACUUGUUGAUAUCAUCUAUAUUCGGUCUUCUAACUAUGCUCGUACUGAUGUGUAAGUUGAUUUUCUUGACAAAUAUUGCGUCGCGAAAUAUCAGUUGUUCACUUAUCGAAUUUUUACUCAAAUGGUUGUCAACAAGUUGUGAAUGACUAAAUGCAUGUGUAAGCAUUGCAUGUUUGUUAACGGUUGUCAAUCGGACUCAUUUUUCUCGUUCGAAAAGUAAACAUAAACAUAUAUUAAUUGCACCGAUUAUUCUCGGCAUUCUUUUCUUACCUUGUGUUGCUCUCACCUUUGUUUUUGUAUGUACAAAACUUAAUCGACAUCCAUUCCUCAGCCUAUUCACUUAUCUGGUCGGCUUUUUACCAUCGAUCUCUGUAUUAUGUGCAUUUGUUCUACCGGUUGAAGUUUACCGAAGUAUUUUUUUUUUGUAUUUGUCAAACGAAUUGUAUCAC
This is a messenger RNA of Rotaria sp. Silwood2, 784 nucleotides long. The record is from the annotation of a GenBank genome assembly. NCBI's taxonomy places the organism in Eukaryota, Metazoa, Rotifera, Eurotatoria, Philodinida, Philodinidae.